AUGUCUCCUGUGCUUUUGAUCAUCCUGUUCUUCCGCGGAGCAUACGCAAGUGUUCCAAGGUCACUUAACUAUGACACGACUGUUGGUCCUGACGGGCCGUGGAACGCUUUGACCCAAACAGUCUCCUGGCCGGAGCAAAAUACUACUUUGCUCCCUUCCCUGACCAAGACCAAUCUAUUCGUCCAUACAGAUGCAUGCUCCGACCCUCGUAGUGCUUGCCCUCAGUCUCAAACAGACCUCUGGACUGGUUCGAUAGGCCCAUGGUCUUGGAUGAAUAGUACUCCAUUCAGCGCCUCGACAUGGGACACUUCCCUUGGUCCUCUGAAUCUAUCUGGGCAAGCAAGCUAUAUCAGCGAUAGGAUUACUCUCAAAAGCUCCGGGCAACAUGACUCAUACCUUGACUUCACCGCCAAUGCCAUUGAUCAAAGUAUCAACGUCAAUUACCUAUCACCAAAUGUAUGGUACACACUGGAUACAGGGUUCCUCUCAUUGUAUGGCGGCGCAGCACAUUUUGAGUACAGUUCUGUGAAUGGGAGUGACGUCUCGUUGAACACCACUUUGCCGUUGGCGUAUGCGCAAGAUGCUAUUCCUUCCGCGUUCUACGGUCUUCAUAUUGGCUCAGCUUCGACUUCAAGCUCAGUACCUGGAAGUCUCGUCAUUGGAGGGUAUGACAAGUCCAGAUGUCUCACAACUCCGAUCGUAUCGAACACGGACACAUUCGAGCUGACUGAUGUUGGUCUGGGUGUCGCCAGCGGAGACUCUCCAUUUCCCAAGGAUGAAAAGCUGCCAGUGCGCAAUCUUCUACAAAGCCAUGGAGUCAGCAGCAUCAAAGCAUACCCAAACCCAGGUGUGCCAUAUCUGUACCUGCCUCCGGAGACUUGCGCGGCAAUUAUUGAGCAUCUUCCAGUCGGCUUCAAUGAAACUCUGGGUCUUUACAUAUGGAACACAUCGGCCCCUUCGUACCGUAAUAUCAUGACUUCUCCUUCCUAUCUUUCUUUCAACUUCAGUUCGGAAACCUCCACAAGCACGAUCUACCUGCCUUUCGCACUUCUAAAUCUCACUUUGGAGUGGCCGCUUGUCAAUUCUCCAACUCAAUACUUCCCAUGCUCACCAUAUCAAUCUCCGGAUGGCAGGUUCCAUCUUGGACGUGCAUUCCUUCAAGGGGCUUUUAUGGCGCAGAAUUGGCAGACAGGACAGUUGAUGCUCGCUCAGGCACCAGGACCAGACAUGGCUGACUCGUCUCUGAUCACCAUUUCUGCCAAUGGCACUUCCUCAGUCCUACCAAUGAUCAAGGCACCAUCAUGGGAUUUGACGUGGGCUUCCAAGCUCACAGCAUUCCAGCGUAAUGGAAGCGAUGCUUCGGAGCACGCCAAUGGUGUUGGCCACAAAGGACUAUUGCCAGGAACACUAGCAGGUAUAACUAUUGGUGUUAUAGUUGCUGUGACGCUUGUUGCUGGAGUAUGUUGGGCUUGGUUGAGACGACAGAGGGCGAAAGGGACCCAGAUUGACAAUGAGAAGAUGCCUCGAGGGCUUGUGGAAGUUUGUGAAACGGGAUCUGUGGCAUCAUCAUUGCUGCCCAUCGAAGUCUGGGCCCCUGGAAAGCAUGGGCUGACAUUGGAUCCUAUCGAGCUGGACGUCACUGCCAUCAACGAACUUCAUGGUACAUCAAUGGAAGGAGAUAAGAGAAGAUGA
This is a messenger RNA of Aureobasidium melanogenum CBS 110374, 1692 nucleotides long. RefSeq lists its product as uncharacterized. Bases 1 to 1692 code for a protein of 563 amino acids. Lineage: Eukaryota; Fungi; Ascomycota; Dothideomycetes; Dothideales; Saccotheciaceae. The record is from RefSeq and is a predicted model, not a curated record. The transcript has 3 exons.